AUGUCAGUGAUAGAUGGCCAGUGCAAGUAUGGGAACUCGUUCCUCAUACCCAACGAAAACGCUGUCAAUCCAUGUUACUUGGAGCUUUUUAUAUUGUUCACAGGUAUAAUUUUACUUCCUUUUGGGCUCUUUCAACUAUGGAGUUUAAUAAGAAAGGAAAGUUACGGGAAAAUAAGGUAUAACAAGAUUGGAGCAGUUGGUUUACUCAGAAUUAUUGGUGUUACCGCUCAAGGUAUUCUCUUUGCGCAAUCAAAGCAGCUGAUAUAUACCUCAAACUCCAUCCUAAUUUUUUUGAUAGCUUUGCCGUUGACAUACAUUGAAUUAUUCAAGAGUCCAAUAUCGACAGGUUCAUUAAUAUUUUACUGGGCGUUUCAAGGAUUAUCAUUGUUAAUCGCUGCAAUUCAAUCAAAAUUUUCAGAAUUUAAGAUCUCUGGUGAUUAUGUUGUCUUAUAUAUUGGAUUAGCAAAUUCUAUUCACUUAUUUUUAUCAUCUGCAUUAUUUUACAAGCCAGUCCACGAAGUUUUAAAGGCAUAUAUGGAUACAGAUGUUGUACAAGCAAAUAUUUUAUCAAGGAUGACCUUCUACUGGAUGAAUCCGUUGAUUGCUAAAGGUUAUAGAAAUGAAACAAUCACUGACGCUGAUUUACCAAACCCUCCUGCGCAAUUAGAUCCAAAGUAUAGAUAUGAAAGAUUGAAAGAAGUUUGGGAAUCACAAAAGAGUGAUUCUUUGCUUUUGGCAUUGAUGAAAGUCUCUGGAUUGCAAGUUCUUGCUGCUAUUUCAUAUGAAUGUGUCAAUGAUGUCUUAUCACUUGCUGAACCACAAUUGUUAAGAAUUUUAAUCAAAUUUUUCGAUGAAGAAAAACCUUAUAUCUAUGGAUUUUUGGUUGCCUUUGGGUUGUUUGCUUCAUCAAUCACAGAAACUGCAUUAACAAACAAGUUUUUCAUUUCAAUCUAUGAAGUUGAUUUAGGUACAAAAUCUUCGUUAAUGACUUUGAUUUAUCAUAAAGCUUUAAAGUUGUCACCAGAAUCAAAGAAAAAUCGCACAACAGGUGAUAUUAUCAACCAUAUGUCUGUUGAUGUCAGUAGAAUUCAAGAUCUUUCAUCAUAUUUCCAAAUGAUUGUUGGUACUCCUGUAAAAUUAGUCUUAGUUUUGGCUUCUUUAUAUCAAAUUUUGGGUGUUUCCACUAUAGCAGGUAUUAUUACAAUGGCAAUUAUGAUUCCAAUCAAUACUUCAGUUUCAAAGAGGUUAAAGAAAUUACACAAGACACAAAUGAAAUAUAAAGAUGAUAGGACUCGUGUCACUUCAGAAUUAUUGACAAGUAUCAAAAGUAUCAAAUUGUAUGCUAUUGAAGAGGCCAUUUUAGAAAAAUUAGAUUAUGUGAGAAAUGUUUUGGAAUUAGGAAAUCUGAAAAAAAUUAGUAUCUUCCAAGCAUUCAUGACUUUUUCAUGGAAUUGUGUCCCAUUUUUUGUUAGUUGCUCAUCUUUCACCAUGUUUGCAUUGAUUGAGGACAAACCAUUAUCUCCAGAUAUUGUUUUCCCAUCUUUGGCUUUAUUCAAUUUAUUAUCUGAACCAAUUUAUUUAAUUCCUCAAAUCAUUACUGCUAUAAUCGAAGUCUCUGUUGCUUUUGAUAGAUUAAGAAGCUUUUUACUGUGUCACGAGCUGAGUGAUGACUUAAUUGAACAUUUUGACAAAGUUGAUCGUCAAGGUGAUGUUGCUGUGAAAGUUACAAAUGCAACUUUCUACUGGGAAGAACCAAAACCUAAGGAAGAAAAUUAUGAUGAAGAAUCCACUGUUGCUGAAUCAAAAGUUGCGUUAACUUUGGAUUCUUUUGAAGCUAAGAAAGCUGAAUUAACUUGUAUUGUUGGUAGAGUUGGUGCUGGUAAAUCCACAUUUUUACAAUCCUUGUUAGGUCAAUUACCAGUUUCUGGUAUUGAUGGGAAACCACCAUCACUUAAAGUCCACGGUGAUAUUGCUUACUGUGCUCAAGUACCAUGGAUUAUGAAUGCAUCUGUCAAAGAUAAUAUUUUAUUCGGUCAUAAAUUUGAUGAAUCUUUUUAUCAAAAAACUAUUGAUGCUUGUCAGUUAUUGCCAGAUUUGGAAGUUUUACCAGAUGGAGAUGAAACACAAGUUGGUGAAAAAGGUAUUUCAUUGUCAGGAGGUCAAAAGGCUAGAUUGAGUUUGGCCAGAGCGGUUUAUGCUAGAGCGGAUGUUUAUUUGUUGGAUGAUGUUUUAUCAGCUGUUGAUGCACAUGUCGGUAGAAAUAUUAUUACAAAAGUCAUUAAUGGUUUAUUGGCUACCAAGACUAUCAUUUUGGCCACCAAUUCUAUACCUGUUUUGAAUUACGCAGCUAAUAUUAUUCUAUUGACUAAUGGUAAAAUUGUUGAAUCAGGAUCUUUCAAAGAUGUUAUGGGUACAGAAUCUCAAUUAUCCACCUUGUUGAAUGAAUUUGGUGCAAAUUUUGAACUCUCUGCAGCUGAAGCUGAAGCUGAAGAAGCCAAAAUUGAAGCAGAAAGAAGAGGAAGUAUCACCACACUUAGAAGAGCCAGUGUUGCUAGUUUUACUAAAGUCAAAAGAAAUGAAAAGAGUAAAAGAACUGCUCAACAAGAAGAAAAAUCUGCUGAAGGGAAAGUUGCUUUCAGAGUUUACAAAGAAUAUGCCAAAGCAUGUGGACUUUUUGGUGUUUCUGGGUUUAUCCUCUUUUUGAUUCUAGGUGCUUUAUUCUCCAUUUUAGGUAACUACUCAUUGAAGAACUGGUCUGAAAACAAUGAAAAGAAUAAAGCAAAUAAAGAUGUUUUCAAAUAUGUUGGUAUUUAUGCAUUUUUCGGUAUAGGUUCAGGUGUCUUCACUCUGGCAAGAACUAUUGUUUUAUGGGUCUUUAGUGCUCUUAGAGGUUCACGUAUAUUACAUAACAGAAUGGCAAGAGCCGUUGUUAGAUCACCAAUGUCAUUUUUUGAAACAACUCCAAUUGGUAGAGUUAUCAAUAGAUUUUCAACUGAUAUAAAUAGAGUUGAUGAAGGUUUACCAAGAGUUUUCUCAAUGCUAUUCAAUAAUAGUAUUCGUGUUCUCUUUACUUUGGCUUUGAUUGGAGCAACCAUGCCAUCAUUCAUACUGAUUGUUGCUGUUUUAUCUGUUCUUUAUGUUUAUUAUCAAAGAUACUAUAUUGGUACAUCAAGAGAUUUGAAAAGAAUUGUCAAUGUCUCUAGAAGUCCAAUUUUUGCCCAUUUACAAGAAUCUUUAACUGGUUAUGAAACUAUAAGAGCUUAUCAACAAGAACCAAGAUUUCAAUUUAUUCAUCUUAACAAUCUAGCUAUAAACUUGAGAAGUUUAUACGUUUUUAGAUCCAUCAACAGAUGGUUGGCUGUUAGACUUCAAUUCAUUGGUUCUGUUAUAAUUUUUGCUACCGCAUCCUUAGCUAUUCUUCACAAUUUGACACCAGGUAUGGCAGGUCUAGUGAUUAGUUAUGCUUUACAAAUUACUACUUCAUUAAGCUUUAUCGUUAGAAUGACAGUUGAAGCAGAAACUCAAAUCGUUUCUGUUGAAAGAGUCCUAGAUUACUGUGAUUUGAAACCUGAAGCCGAAGAAAUUACAGAUUCGAGACCUCCUACCCAUUGGCCACAGGAGGGUGCUGUUAAUUUUGAUCAUUAUUCUACUAGAUAUAGGGAAAAUUUGGAUCUUGUCUUGAAUGAUGUCACACUUGAUAUUAAACCAAGAGAGAAGAUUGGUAUUGUCGGUAGAACAGGUGCUGGUAAAAGUACAUUAUCAUUAGCGUUAUUUAGAUUGAUCGAACCAGCUUCUGGUAAGAUUUUGAUCGAUAGCGUCAAUACCUCAGAAAUAGGUUUAAAAGAUUUGAGAGGUAACUUAGCAAUUAUUCCACAGGAUUCACAAGCUUUUGAAGGUACAGUGAGACAGAAUUUGGACCCAUUAGGCGAACAAACAGAUGAAGAGUUAUGGAAAGUUCUUGAAUUGUCACACUUGAAGUCAUUUAUUCAAGGUUUAGAUAAAGAUAAGGAAGAUGGAGAACGUGGAUUAGAAGCUAAAGUCUCAGAAGGUGGAUCUAAUUUUUCAGUUGGUCAAAGACAAUUACUAUGUUUAGCCAGGGCUUUGUUAAAUCCAUCAAAAGUCUUAGUACUAGAUGAAGCCACUGCAUCUGUUGAUGUUGAAACAGAUCAAAUUGUUCAAAAGACCAUUAGAGAAGCUUUCAAUGAUCGUACUAUUUUAACAAUUGCUCAUAGAAUUGAUACGGUGUUGGACAGUGAUAAAAUUGUUGUUUUGGAUAAAGGCCAAGUUAAAGAAUUCGAUUCACCACAAAGACUUUUGGAGGAUAAAGAGAGUUUGUUUUACAAAUUAUGUGAACAAGGUGGUUAUAUUGAAAGUGACAAUUAG
Messenger RNA from Hansenula ciferrii, 4383 nucleotides. RefSeq names its product ATP-binding cassette bilirubin transporter BPT1 (gene BPT1). Lineage: Eukaryota; Fungi; Ascomycota; Saccharomycetes; Phaffomycetales; Wickerhamomycetaceae. Gene Ontology annotation, molecular function: ABC-type transporter activity; bilirubin transmembrane transporter activity; ATP binding. Bases 1 to 4383 code for a protein of 1460 amino acids. The record is from RefSeq and is a predicted model, not a curated record. The transcript has a single exon. Gene Ontology annotation, cellular component: membrane. Gene Ontology annotation, biological process: transmembrane transport.